Molecule: messenger RNA, 1830 nt
Organism: Alternaria alternata
Lineage: Eukaryota; Fungi; Ascomycota; Dothideomycetes; Pleosporales; Pleosporaceae
Exons: 1
Coding region: 12-1550 (512 amino acids)
Source: RefSeq, a predicted model, not a curated record
UCAUUCACGCCAUGGACAAACUGCCACAGGAGCUGAUCAAUCGUAUAGUGUGGUUCGCAGAGCGCUACCCAGACCAAGAAAAGUGGCAUUCGGCGAUAGGACAAUCUUUCAAGCCCGAUGGUGCGCCAUCUCAGUUUCCUCGCCUUGCCAUUCUCAAUCGCACUUGGAAGGAAGCAGUUGAGACCAUUACGUUUCACCAUUUAGGUGUCAAGAGCGAUGAGCUGGGAUCGCUUCAGUCGAUUGUAACAGGAAAUCGUCGCAAGUACCUCUCCUGGAUCAGUUUCAAAGCGGAACUGCCAACAUAUUCGGGAGAAGCAUACGAACACAAGGAGUCACGGCUUGAUCAGCAUGCCAACAACGAGGCAUUUACGAAAGCUGUUAGCGAUCUUUUCACCGUGUUGCGAACCUGGGAAGAUAAUGGUGUGAAGAACGGAGUGCGGCUUAACAUUGUGGGAGCUUCGUCGCCAACAGACUUUCGGGAAGUGGAUGAGCUCCAGAUUGAGCUUGGUGAAUGCAGAGAUAUUCAAUCCGCUCGUUGGGCAGACUCGCACCUGCGCCUUGUGCAACCCGAGAAUCUGCCUACAUUAUCUAAUGUGCAGCAUCUCACUAUCGAGAAUUCGGGCGGGCGAAGACUUGCACCAAGCGUUGCACCAAAUUUAGGUGUGGCACUGCCAGAGCUCAGGACAGUGGACUGGGAGUUUCCAGACUGCGAGGCUGAUUCUGACGCGGGGUCGGAUCAGGAUUCAUUGGAUUCAGACUUUGAUCCGGAGUGGGAGUCGGCGACAUCUCCCAAGGCGCGCGCCUCAGCGCGCGCUGAAUUUGCCAACAAGCUCUCGAUGACGCAUUUCCGCUCGCUCAAUUCUGCCAAUAUUGUCUUAUACCACUGCACUCCUUCAGACCAGAGGUACACAGUUCCGAGCAUUGUGCCAGAAGGCUACACAUACGACCCGUUCAGUUCAUCAAUCCGAACCUUUUCACAAUGUCUUACAACUCUCACUUUGAGUGCGCACGUCGACCCUACGCUAUUUUGGCCAUCAGAUGGAAACGCGAUUCCACCGUCUUGGCCACACUUGAAGUCGCUUGACAUCACAUUUGACAUGGUCGCUCCAUCUGGUAAAUGGUACUUCACUGGUCCAACACCGGCCUACGAUUCCGACGACGACCCCGAGCACGGAGUUAUUGGAAGUGUCGAUACACGCGAAUUCAGCUGGGCAGACUUUCGGCAGCACCCCGAUCCAGAGACCUUCGAUCCUUUUCUCGGCGCGCUCGCAAAAGCCGUUACUCAGAUGCCAGUUCUCGAGUCCUUCAUGCUUACGUCUGAUAUGGUGGGUAAGGCAGGGAAACUGCACAUUUCAUAUCACGCGCCAGGCCAGAGAGCGGAGUGGGGUGAUGAAAGGCCGGAGGACAAGGAUCACAGAAGGAUUUACUACGCGUGUGAGACUGGGGUAUGGGUACCAGAGCCACAGAUCUCCGAAGGGUUGAAACGCGCAGGAGUUCAAAAGUACGGUGGGGAAGCGAUCGAGCGAUAUGUGGGAAGUCAGUACUAUUGAAAGUGAGCAGGUUGGAUACGUGCGUAAGAAAAUACGUCUAAACGCGACUAAUAUCGCUGUAAUAGACCGCAUCAACAGUCAUCUGUCGCAGUGGUUGUUGAAUCGCGAAUACUUUGAGCGUCAUGCGCAAGAAGAGGUUGAUAAGGCGGCGCAUAUUUCUUUGACUCUCAUUUCGAAACGGUGCUCUUCCCCUACGAGCCGAUGUCCUGCGUCUUUGACUAUUAUCCGUGUCCUUUUGCUAUCUUUCGUUCUCAGUGUCUUUCACAACCUCUACUCCGCC